AUGUUGGGGGCGACUCUCGCUCUUUCACUGGCGGCUUUUACUCUUGGUGUCUGGGGCGAACAAGCAAACUUUGACGACAACAGCAACAAUGCCUGCGAAAUCAUUCAAAAUGCCGCCAGGUCUGUUAUUGGCUCCCGCUUUAAGCCCUCUGAGGCAUUGGCUUGUCUAGCAUCAGUACCCCUGGCCAGAGACCGCGACAUGGAGCUCAUGGACUACCUCAUUCCAUACGUGGAGCAGCAAAGUACUCUUGGUAUCUUGAAGAACCCGCCUCAGACAUAUCUCUUCCCUGCAAUCGACUUGGUGGGCGGCUUGCGACAGAUCAAAGAGAAGAUAUCGGCAGGAGGUUACAAGUCUCAGCUCGAAUUUGCCUGGGACAUGAACAGGCUAUGGAACCAGCUUAACGACGGCCACUUUGACUACAAACCAGCUCUGCUUUCAGUCUUUGGCUUCCAGUCCAGCAGGGGACUCAAAUCAGUAUCCAAGGAUGGACUCGAGCUUCCAGAAAUCUACGAUGAGCACGAUUUGGCGAAUGCAGAUUCGCAAGGUUUCACCCCAUCAGCCGUGGUCAGCAUUGAUGGAAUCCCAGUCGUUGACUACCUUGAAAUCGUUGCUUCCGCAGGUGCUCUUCAGGACCCUGACGCGCAGUAUAACAACUUAUUCACUACCACCGCAGUCAAGGCACGUGGCGGUGGUGGCUACUUCAAGAGCGGCGGCUACACCGAGCUUCCUGACAUCAGCGUUUACAAGUAUGCCAAUGGCACCGUCACAUCGCACCCGAACAUCGCUAUUCUCCGGCAGGACCUGACGGGUAUUUCCAACGGCCGCCAGCUCCACCUGGCUUUUGAAAUGCCACCCCGAGAGAAACCUAUUAAAAAAGACGACAAGAAGAGCUCGGAAGGCCCAAUCCCCGUCAACAAGCCAAAGGUGCCUGGCUAUCCUUUGCCGGUGGUGAAACACUACAACGACUAUAUUGCAGGCUACUUCAUGGACGGCCCUGACUACCAGGACGCUGCCGUCUUGUCCAUCUACUCAUUUACGCCCAAGGCGAGCGUCAAGAAGACUAAAACCGAAUUCUCCGAGUUCCGGCGCGUUGUACGUGAGUUCAUCGAGCAGUGUCGCCAGGAACAUCGAACGAAGCUCAUCAUUGAUCUUCAAGCCAACGGCGGUGGCAUGCUCCACAUGUCAUUCGAGCUCUAUCGCAAUUUGUUCCCCGAUGCAGAGCCUUUUGACGGUACCCGCUUCCGUGCUACAGAUGCGUACAACAUUAUUGGCAAAGACGACUAUGGCACUUCGCAAGAACGGAAACUUGUCAACAACCCCCUCGAUAAGGACUUGCAUCGGUACCGUAACUGGGAAGCACUCUGGGGGCCUGUCAAUGCCCAUGAGGAUAAAAUGACGAACCUCGUGCGAUACAACUUUAGUAGCAACACAACUGUCGGGGAGUCUGGCUUCUACAUCUCAGGUUAUGGACCAGACGACACGCCACCAGAGCCGUAUUUCGAGAGCAAGAAUAUUCUCAUUGUAACCGACGGGUUCUGUGCAUCGACGUGUACGGUCCUCUCGCGCCUUCUCAGCAACGAGCAGGGCGUCCGCUCUCUCGCUCUAGGAGGUCGGCCCCUGAAAGCCCCGAUGCAAAGCGUUGGAGGCGUCAAAGGUGCCCAGGUGGUCAAGUUCCAGGAGUUUCAAGACCUGCUCAAGGAUGCGCUCCAACACCAGCCCCAGGAUGUCAAACUACCAGACAACCUACCCAAGAUCUCCGAGGUGCCUCUACUACCUAGCCUCAGCAGCCUCAGCUUCAACUUCCGCAACGCCUACGAGAGCGCCGACUCGCUGAUCCCGCUGCAGUUUGUGUAUGAGGCCGCGCACUGCCGGCGCUUCUACACCUACGAGAUGACUCGCGAUCCGACCGAGGUCUGGAGGGUUGCAUUCGACGUGGCGUUUCGAGGCGGCAAGUGUGCCGAGGGGAGCAGCCUUGGAAAGGAUAACACAAUGGGCAAGAGGCCAAAGCUUGACAGGGCCAAGGUGGUGUCGAAGCUCGCCCCCUACAACGGGCCAGGGUCCAAGACUUACACCGACAGGAAGCUGAGGCGUCGCGAGCUGACGGGCUCGCGUGUGUUUGGGGCCAGGAGACGAUCCGAAGCGAAGAUACAGAAGCGUGUGGAAGUUCUGUCGCCUGACGACGAGGCGCUCAUCAACCGCGUACCGGCCAUGGUGGAUGAGAAUUGGUGGGAGCACACUGGUAUCUGA
Pyricularia grisea is the source of this 2247-nucleotide messenger RNA. RefSeq lists its product as uncharacterized. The coding region runs from base 1 to 2247 and encodes 748 amino acids. The record is from RefSeq and is a predicted model, not a curated record. Lineage: Eukaryota; Fungi; Ascomycota; Sordariomycetes; Magnaporthales; Pyriculariaceae. Gene Ontology annotation, biological process: proteolysis. The transcript has a single exon. Gene Ontology annotation, molecular function: serine-type peptidase activity.